AUGGUCCAGGCAAAAUUCUCCCGCUUGGUACGCUUUAUCGCCGACGACGAUACAGAGUACUACGGUGAUGCGGGCGAAUCAACAGAUGGCAGUUUUAGUACUGCUCGAGUCAUCGAAGGGAACAUCUUCGAUAAAUUCGAAGUCACCAGCAAUGUGAAGAAGAUCAAAAAACUCGUUGCUCCUCUGAAUCGAAGCACUACACAUAUAGUCCGUGGCUUUGGAGUUGCCUAUAAAGGCGUGCCGGAAAAGAUGGGUUUCAAAUUUCCUGAGUAUCCAGUUCUCUUUUACAAACCUGUCACAGCAAUCAUCGGACCGUUCGAUGACGUUCCUAUUGAUUUGUCAAGCCAGGAUGAUGGACUGGAUUGUGAAGUCGAGCUCGUUGUGGUCAUUGGCAAAGAGGCGCUCAACGUGCCGGAAGAGGAUGCGCUGAAAUACGUGCUGGGGUACACAGUUGGUAACGAUAUGACCCAUCACGGUUGGAUGCGCAAGGGCAACAGGAUGGGCGCCCUGGGCAAGAAUUGUGACGGCUGGUGUCCGAUAGGGCCUUGCAUCAUCCCCACUGAUGCUGUGGAGGACGUUCAGAAGAUGCGCCUCUGGACGAAGAUCAAUGGGGAACUGAUACAGGAUGGUUCAACCAAAGAUAUGAUCUUUUCAAUAGCGCGUUUGGUCUCAUUUUCGUCUCAAGGGACGACACUGUUGCCUGGGGACAUCAUACUGACUGGAACACCGCUGGGCGCUCGGGCUGUUUUGAAUCCUCCGAUUUGGUUGCAUGACGGUGAUGUGAUGGAAUUGGGCAUCGAGAAGAUAGGUACCAUCAAGAACAAGAUCACCUUCAAGAAAUAG
Fonsecaea multimorphosa CBS 102226 is the source of this 843-nucleotide messenger RNA. RefSeq lists its product as uncharacterized. Bases 1 to 843 code for a protein of 280 amino acids. Lineage: Eukaryota; Fungi; Ascomycota; Eurotiomycetes; Chaetothyriales; Herpotrichiellaceae. The transcript is spliced from 6 exons. Gene Ontology annotation, molecular function: catalytic activity. The record is from RefSeq and is a predicted model, not a curated record.